AUGUCAAGUACACCUACUUCCCUUUCAAAGCUCCCUCCUCUUUCAUCAUCAUUCCCAAACACUGAAUCUUAUAUCCCUAAAAUGGAAGGGUUGAGUUUCUUCGUAGGUGUUAUAGGCAAUGUUAUCUCAGUUCUGGUUUUUCUUUCUCCAGUAGGGACUUUUUGGAGGAUAGUAAAGCAUGGAUCAACAGAGGAUUUCUCGAGUCUUCCAUACGUUUGCACAUUGUUGAAUUCAAGCUUAUGGACUUACUAUGGAAUCACUAAGCCUGGAGCUUAUCUUGUUGCCACUGUUAAUGGCUUUGGCAUCCUGGCUGAAGCUAUCUACGUUGUUUUGUUCCUCAUAUAUGCACCAAGAAAGAUGAGGGUGAAGACUGGGAUUUUGGUAGGGAUAUUAGAUGUGGGAAUUCUUUCAGCAGCUGUUUUGGUGACUCGUUUAGCAUUGGAAGGAGAGUCUCGAAUCGAUGCAAUAGGGUUCAUGUGCGCCGCCCUUAACAUCAUCAUGUAUGGCUCCCCUUUAGCUGCCAUGAAAACAGUGGUCACAAGCAAGAGUGUAGAGUACAUGCCAUUUUUCCUGUCGUUUUUUCUGUUUUUGAAUGGAGGAGUUUGGGCUUUCUAUGCAUUCCUGGAGCAAGAUAUUUUCCUGGGGGUACCAAAUGGAAUAGGUUUUCUGCUUGGAACAGCACAACUAAUUCUUUAUGCCAUUUAUAACAAGGCAAGGCCAUCAAAUAACAGCAUCUCACAAGGAUUAUUGGAACAAGGCUUCCCAAAGUAGCCCCAAAGAAAAGAGGGAAAAACUCAACACGUCCCUUAAAUUUUCCGGUCACUCGAUUUAUGGUUUGGGAUUUUAUUUUAUCAUUCGUCCGAUCACCGAUUACAUUAUUAUUGCAAAUGAAAAAUCUUCCUACACAUGUAUUGGAUUGUUUUUAUUUUUCUUUUAAUAAGAGAAAAGUUGAUAUUAUGAUGGAAGAUCGAUUACAAUGCAUUUUUUUAUUUUCUA
Hibiscus syriacus is the source of this 996-nucleotide messenger RNA. RefSeq names its product bidirectional sugar transporter SWEET17-like. Gene Ontology annotation, molecular function: sugar transmembrane transporter activity. Gene Ontology annotation, cellular component: membrane. The record is from RefSeq and is a predicted model, not a curated record. The transcript has 6 exons. Gene Ontology annotation, biological process: carbohydrate transport. Bases 1 to 771 code for a protein of 256 amino acids. NCBI's taxonomy places the organism in Eukaryota, Viridiplantae, Streptophyta, Magnoliopsida, Malvales, Malvaceae.